GGUGCGGACGUGCCCGCUACGCCGGGAUCACGGAAAGAAGGAGCAGAAGAGUAGGCGGCAUGGAACCCCCGAAAGACAGUAAUGGCAGGCCGCGGUGACGCGGUGCUUGCUGCUCGCCAUGCCAGGGAUAGUGGUUUUCCGCCGCCGCUGGUCUGUGGGCAGCGAUGAUUUGGUGCUGCCAGGAAUCUUCCUCUUUGUCUUGCACAGCACCUGGUUUGUUAUCCUGUCCGUGGUUCUCUUUGGUCUGACCUAUAACCCGCAUGAAACAUGUUCUCUGAAUUUGGUGGAUCAUGGGCGUGGGUACCUUGGCAUCCUCCUGAGCUGUAUGAUUGCCGAGGUAGCCAUCAUCUGGCUGAGCAUGAGAGGUGGAAUCCUGUACACAGAGCCCCGAGACUCCAUGCAGUAUGUACUGUACGUGCGGCUAGCGAUCCUGGUGAUUGAGUUUGUUUAUGCGAUCGUGGGCAUUGUCUGGCUUGCUCAGUAUUACACAUCCUGCAAUGAUGUCACGGCAAAGAAUGUCACACUUGGAAUGGUUGUGUGUAACUGGGUAGUCAUACUCAGCGUCUGUAUCACGGUGCUUUGCGUGUUUGAUCCAACUGGGCGAACCUUUGUAAAACUACGAGCAACAAAAAGAAGACAAAGAAACCUGCGCACAUACAACCUACGACACCGGCUGGAGGAAGGUCAAGCCAGUAGUUGGACCCGUCGUCUGAAAGUCUUCCUGUGCUGCACCCGCACUAAAGACUCUCAGUCUGAUGCGUACUCGGAAAUCGCCUACUUGUUUGCAGAGUUUUUCAGAGAUCUUGACAUCGUGCCAUCUGAUAUCAUUGCCGGACUUGUCCUCCUUCGUCAGCGUCAGAGAGCUAAAAGGAACGCAGUGUUGGAUGAGGCUAAUAAUGACAUACUGGCCUUUUUAUCUGGGAUGCCCGUCACCAGGAAGACAAAAUAUCUUGACCUAAAAAAUACACAAGAGAUGCAGAGAUACAAGGAGGUGUGUUAUUACAUGUUGUUUGCACUGGCAGCAUAUGGUUGGCCCAUGUACCUCAUCAGGAAGCCAACGUGUGGCAUCUGUCGGUUAGCCGGAGCAUGCUCUAGUUGCUGCUGCCUCUGCACUUCCCGACCCCGCUUUGCACCUGGAGUAACCAUCGAAGAGGACAACUGCUGUGGCUGUAAUGCAAUCGCCAUAAAGAGGCACUUCCUGGAUGAGAACAUGAGCAUGGUGGACAUUGUGUAUACAUCCUGCCAUGAUGCAGUUUACGAAACUCCAUUUUUCGUGGCGGUGGAUCACGACAAGAAGAAAGUUGUGAUUAGUAUUCGUGGGACUCUAUCGCCAAAGGAUGCCUUGACCGAUUUGACCGGUGAUGCAGAACGCCUGCCUGUGGAAGGCCACCAUGGCACAUGGCUGGGCCAUAAGGGGAUGGUACUUUCUGCUGAAUACAUUAAGAAGAAGCUGGAGCAAGAGAUGGUUCUUUCCCAAGCAUUUGGCCGUGACCUGGCAAGAGGAACUAAGCAUUACGGUCUGAUUGUGGUGGGCCACUCUCUUGGCGCUGGCACAGCCGCAAUUCUUUCCUUCCUUCUACGCCCACAGUACCCGUCCCUUAAGUGUUUUGCAUAUUCCCCACCCGGGGGGCUGCUAAGUGAGGAUGCCAUGGAAUAUUCAAAGGAGUUUGUUACGUCGGUUGUGCUGGGAAAAGAUCUGGUUCCCAGGAUUGGUUUGUCCCAGUUAGAAGGUUUCCGCAGGCACCUGUUGGAUGUACUGCAGAGAAGCAACAAACCCAAGUGGCGGAUCAUUCUUGGGGGGACGAAGUGCAUUCCGAAGUCUGAACUCCCUGAUGAGUCUGAAGGGAUAACUGUGCCCAGUAACAGACUCUGGACUCACCCGAGUGACUUGACCAUAGCUUUAUCUGCCAGCACACCGCUGUACCCACCAGGACAAAUCAUUCACGUGGUACACAACCAUCCUGCUGAACAGUGCUGUUUCUGGGAUCAAGAAGAACCAACAUAUUUUGCAAUAUGGGGAGACAAUAAAGCAUUUGAAGAGGUGAUAAUCUCUCCAGCAAUGCUUCACGAGCACCUCCCGCAUGUGGUAAUGGAAGGACUAAACAAGGUCCUGGAAAAUUAUAACAAAGGCAAGACAGCUCUGCUGUCAGCUGCUAAGGUGAUGGUGAGUCCAACAGAGGUGGAUCUGAACCCAGAGCUUAUAUUCAACCAACAGCCGCAUCUCAUCCCUCCUAUCCUGGAAGUAAUACCUGCCAUCAUGCCAGGGGCACCAAACUCUAACCGGAGGAACAGCAGCACCAAGAGUAAACAGUCUGAGAUCAGUUUGGAGGGUUUUUACGAUUCUCGUCUUCUGUCCCCGGUGCUGAAGGAUCCAGUGGAACUUCUGUUGAUGAGUACCAAGGAUUGCCUUGCUGUAUCCCUGCACGAUCGCAGGGCCCCUCUGGCUACAAUGGAAAGCCUGUCAGACAAUGAGUCCGUUUACAGCUUUGAUUCAAGACGUUCCUCUGGUUUUCGCAGCAUUCGUGGGUCUCCGAGUCUGAGGGCUGUGCUGGAAAGAGACGAGACACACUGUUUUUUCAUUGAUCCUACCAUUCCUGAGGAGAACCCAUCUUUGAGCUCCCGCACAGAGCUUCUAGGAGCAGAUGCCCUUUCUAAACACUCACAAGAGAGCCAGCACACAGAGAUUGUUCACAAUAGUGGACGCUCUUCACCAGGAGACUUGCCUGCUUGGGAAGAAGAUGUGAAAGCAGGUGUGGAGGCCAACAGAGCACUGACUCCAUCCCGAGAGGAGCUACCGGUACAGAAUGGGCGUGUAGCAGAGGUGCCAAGCCCACAAGUGUUGGAGUUUGCAGAGUUCAUAGACAGCCUGUUCAAUUUAGACAGUAAAAGUGGUUCUUUACAGGACCUCUAUCACAUAAUGGUUUCUGAUGGCACAGACCGUGAGAUGUGCAAGUCAGUCAGUGACCAAGAGAUCCUGCUGCGGGCCCAAUUUGAGCCCAACCUAGUUCCCAAGCCCCCUCGUGUUUUUGCUGGCUCUGCAGACCCAUCCUCUGGCAUCUCAGUGUCCGCCUCCUUCCCUCUCAGCUCUUCAGGAGAGCUCAUGGACCUGACGCCAACAGGGAUGAGCAGCCAGGAAUGCUUGACACCUGAUCCAAUCCAGGCUGUCACAUCCACAGAGACAUCCACAACGCAAGGCAAGAAAGAAGAACUACUAAUCUCUGCUCUCUAGCAAAAUACAUCUGGGAAAUUGGCACAUUUAUUGUAGGAACUACAUUAGGAAACUGCUUAAGUGAAAAAUAGAAAAAAGUAGCGUAGAGCAUAAUUGCCAUAGGAAGUUAAGUCAGCUAAGUGAUUUCCUCCCGUCACAAGGUUUUAUGCCUAAAUCACCAUUGCUGACCCUGAAGCAGCUUAAGAGGAUUUUAAAACCUUUGAGGUGAUUGCAAACCAAGGAAAGUGAUAAUGUUGCACUAUGAAGAUGCCAUCAACGGCAGCCUUGCAUGGCUCGUUUACCAGCCGUGACUCACGUCAUUGGUUGUGAGACAUUUUGGUUCAUUGUCAAACCGGGGGGGGCGGCAUUUAGGGUCACAAAACCAGUCUACUGCCAAUGGGCAUACACAUAAGGCCAUAAUAGUACCCUUUGCCCGCCUGGGGUGUAUAGUAUCAUCACUGUCUGCCCACUGCAGGUUAAAUGGUCACACUGCCAGCCUCUGCCUUCAUUGUCUCCUUGUCUUGUGUGUCCAUAUCUACUCAUGUGUUUACAGCAUGUUCAUUUUAUACAGAUGAAUGUGUGUUUGCCUGUUGUACCCAGAUAGCAGAACAAUCCUAUGGGCAAUUUGUGGGCUUCCAAAGAAGCACUGUAUGUGUCGCUAUUUCACUUCAGGGUGUAGCCAUCCUGUCCAUUUCACGAUAUGAGAGCAGGGUCCGCUAACCCAGAACAGUGUGCCAAGAAAACAAAUCCCUGAUCCCACCCAAGUCUCAGUGUUUACUGAUAGAUUGGCAACCCGCUUCUGACCGGAUUUUAAAUUAUAAUUACAACCCGCUACAGUGCAUGUGACAUGCAUGUAACAAACUAAGACACUAAAACCUGAUCCACCUGUCCUGCCUAGGUGUGACAUUAAGCUAAAUAAGCAUCUCAGUGCCAGAGGAGUGAUCCUUACCAUGUGGUCACCCCAGUACUGUAUUAUAAGAAGUUCCAAUGGAUGGCUAUUCCAUGCACUAUGUUAUGUGAUAGUAUUUGCUUUCCCUGAUUUUUGACUUUAUAUAUAACAAGCAUUGCCAGCAGACAGUUUUUACUUUCUCUUAUUGCUGUGUUUACAUGACAUUGAUCUUAUAUGGCACUUAUUAGCUGAGUUACCACAUACUGUUUGCUGGUAGAGAAUUGGUAUCUCACAGCAUAUUAUAAGGGUAACUUGGAGCAGCUAAUUACAUUAAAUAGAGCAGAGUAUAGUUACCAUAUUACUAAGCAUUAUGAGGGGUCAGUCCAUUGAGAUUCUCUUGCAAGAAAAGAUGAUCUGUCCAUGUAAAUGACUUGCUAAAUCAAUGACAUUUCUUGAGGAAGCUUACCAGCUGAACAAUUCCUUUGGCAUGACCAGAUGUUCUUGCAGGAGAUGCAUAGCAGGGUUAGCCCUGCUUCAUAACUCUUAAUGAUGUUUACAA
Molecule: messenger RNA, 4656 nt
Organism: Spea bombifrons (plains spadefoot toad)
Lineage: Eukaryota; Metazoa; Chordata; Amphibia; Anura; Pelobatidae
Gene: DAGLA
Product: diacylglycerol lipase alpha
Exons: 20
Coding region: 119-3229 (1036 amino acids)
Biological process (GO): lipid metabolic process
Cellular component (GO): dendrite membrane; postsynaptic membrane
Source: RefSeq, a predicted model, not a curated record